Monodelphis domestica (gray short-tailed opossum) is the source of this 8611-nucleotide messenger RNA. RefSeq names its product chromosome 2 C6orf89 homolog (gene C2H6orf89). Gene Ontology annotation, cellular component: nucleolus; Golgi membrane. The record is from RefSeq and is a predicted model, not a curated record. Lineage: Eukaryota; Metazoa; Chordata; Mammalia; Didelphimorphia; Didelphidae.
CGUCUCCCCUCCCCCAUCUUCUAACAGCUUCGUUUCCCUCCCCCCUGUCCCCUUCGACGACCUCCCUUUCCCUCCACACCUAGCUGUCUUCCCCCUCCAUCCAAGACCGCUCCUCCCUUUCCCUUUGACAGCCUUCCCCUUUCCCGUGCCCUUCCCCCCCUUUCCUCUUCCCCGCUGUCAUUUGUUUCAUCCAUAUUCUUCCACUAUCCCUUUUUUCCCCUCCGCCGUAGAGAGCAAAAGCGUAGGCUCAAUUCUGUACUUGGGUUCCCUUUGGAGACUUCAGAGCAAGGACAAAGGAGAUCCAUGGUUUGCUCUGACACAGGAUCCUUCCCUACACAGCAUUCCUUCCUCCUCCACACACAGAAUUAAUUAAAACUGUUUAUUGCUGGGUUUGCAACAAUCACUUUCUACUUUACUACUUUGUUACUUGCUAACAGAAAAUAGAGGUCUGCUUUGAACUAAGUAAUGAGUCAUUCCAGAACUGGAGUUUUUCUUGGUUCUCAAUCCAAGGCAGUUUCUAAGGAUAAUAUUCAAGUUUAUGCUGAAACCAGAAAUAAUUUUAACUAUGGAUUUUAUAUUGGAAGACAUGGAUCUUGCUGCCAAUGAGCUCAGCAUCUAUGAUAAACUUUCAGAGACCAUCGAUUUAGUGAGGCAGACAGGACAUCAAUGUGGGAUGUCAGAGAAGGCAAUUGAAAAGUUUAUCAAACAGCUGUUAGAGAAGAAUGAACCUCAGAGGGGUCCACCCCGACAUCCUCUGCUCAUGGUUGCAUACAAGGUCCUGAUCACCCUGGGGUUAACACUGCUCACUGCCUACUUUGUGAUUCAGCCCUAUAGUCCUUUACCACCUGAACCAGUGCUCUCUGGGGCUCACACCUGGCGCUCUCUGAUCCAUCAUAUCAGGCUGUUGUCCCUGCCCAUUGCCAAGAAGUAUAUGCUUGAAAAUAAGGAAUUUGUUCCGCUGUCUAAUUAUGAACCCCAAAAUGAUGAUGCAUACCCAGAUUGCGAUGACUGGUGGAAAACAGACUGCAACCCGAACAAUUCUACCAUCCCUGCUAACUGCACUGGCUGUGCAUUGAUUACAGGCCUCCAGGUGAUACAAACCAUGUCACAGUUACCCCCCAAAUUUGAGAAACUCCAACCUCUACUGAUCAAGACUGGACAGUCUCUGUCUUCCAAGGACCUUCAGCUUUUUCAAUGCCAGUACCCAGAGUUGACAGAAGGGAUCUCUGAAGGAUUAUUUGCCCGGUGGUGGAAUUGUUUCCCUCAUCAGCGGUUCCCUUUUAGUUUCCCAUGGAGCAGACCUUUGAAUAGAUCAAACAUUCUACAUCAGCUUUUCCCUGUGUUCGAUACCUUGCCAUUUCCUAAAGAUGUCUCCUUGAAAAGCUGCUUUGUUGCCCACCAACCACCUGUAUUGGGGAGUAAGAUGCGUGCAGUGCACGACCUAUUUGUCAUCGGCAGUGGCGAGGGCAUCAUGUACCUCACGCCUCCUACUGAGUGCCGAAAACACUGCAAUACUGUGGUGAUGCAGCUGGAGCCAGGGGACGUUGGCUAUGCCAGUGUGGAUCAUUGGAAGAUAAGCGUUGGCCCAAGAGGAACAGAGCCCUUGGUGAUUUGCGACGGAACUACCAACUCAGAAAUGUAAAGGACCAGGAUUCUGUCCCAAGAGAACCUGGUAGAGCAAAAGAGAAGAUCAGGUUGAUUGGGUGGGUGGGGCGGGAAAUAAAAAAAGACCGAAACAACAAAAUUUCUUUUCAGGGGUUGGUUACUUAGUUGUUUCCCCUUUGCAUGUGUGAUUUUGUGAUUCGGGUAGUAUAUGUGCUCAGUGUAGCCUUCCUUGUGUACGAUAUAGACAUGCUCACAUAUUCUCUAGAUAGACUGUGAAAAAUUCACUCCCCAUAGGCUGGUUAUGCUAAAGCCUGGGUUCCUGGUUAACUUCAAAUACUAACUGCUUGAAGAAUUCACAAGAAGGGGGAAAACUCAAAAAGAUGGCACCUGCCUGAGCAGACAUUUUGCAGCUGAGACUCACCACUGGCCCAUUGAAGGGGCUCUUCACAGAGGACAUUUAGGUUCUUCCCUUCCUGCUAACUCUUAAGUUUACCGCUUUUAGCUUUCCAACAUUGGGGCUGUAAAACUGUCCCCUUGAGUGACCAGUCCCUCUCUGUCCUGACCUAAUUCUGUUUAGACAUUCAUAGUUUACAGAUCUAUAGUGGAGACUUCUUCAGGAUUGGCUUCAUUGUUUCCCUCAAUAUUAUUGACUUGACUAUAGAAUGGCCCAUAUUAGCAAGAUAAAACUGGUCCCUGAGCAACUAGUAUGUCCUCAGAUAGAACUCUUAGCAAGUGUACUUCUUUGCCAGUAUCCUUCCUGGAGGCCUUAGGGAUGUCAGACUCUGACUAGAGACUGAUAGUAAUUUGAGUAGGCAGUUCCUCAGCAUACUGUUCUCCCAAAUUGUUCUGAUUCUCCAAUUUUUUUUUCAACUCUUUCUCUCCCUUCCAUAUCUGAUUUGUUUUCCCAGUAACACAUCUUGUGAUCCCACCCAUGUCAAGGGAUUGUGUUUUGCCUUACCAGAAUGUCUUUCAGAGGGGGAGUAGUGCUGAAGUAGGCCAGCUUGGGAAGCAGUUUCCUCCCUGGCCUUGAUAUUUAGGAUUUGAAUUUCUUCUGUGAAAGAUGUUUUACAGAUGUGUCAAGUUGAUGUCAUAGUGUGGUUAGGGGAGGAACUCAUGCAUUAUUGGCUGACUAACGGUGGGGUGUGAGGCUGCUGUUUUACUGAGAAAUAAGGUGGGUUGUUCCUCUUUUUUUCAGUUUUGUAAAGCUGUUUUGUUUUCAUUGGGCAUUUGAGUCUAGUAAAAAUUUUUCUGAAAUGGUGUCAUAAAGCACCAGCAAUAUGGUAUAAAUGUCAUGGAUCAUUUCUUGUUCUGCUGCCUUUCUCAAAAAUCUUAAGGCAAAAACAUCUACUACCCAGUGGGAAGGCCAGACCAUUGCUCAGAAAAAGACACAAGACUAACCAUCCAGUCUGUGACUGCAUUCAGAGCUAUAGAAAGCCAGCAGCUAGAAUUGACCUUUUUGCUAGAAACUGAUGUUAAUUGAUGAAGGACUGGUGUUGAGAGCAGUACCAGGAGCUACCUUCAGGCCUCCAUCCUUAGCAUCAGGAGAAAUCCCACAAAACACAAAGUCCCAAUGGAUUUUUCUGUCAGCCUUAUGAGUCAUGUGGCCCCUUCCACUAAAUUAAAUUUCCUGAGUUAUAGUCCUACCUAUUGUUUGGUAAAGGGCAUGUGAGAAUGUAGAGCCCUCUUUCUAUAGCUGCUGUGUGAGUGAGUCAUUUUGAACCAUCCUAGAUUGUAAAUGAUAAACUGUCCUAGAAUAGAACAAUGGUGGAUUUCAAUGGAACCAUUAGUUAAAAGAACUGGCUGUUUAUUUAUGUGAAAACCCAAAUCAAGUCUACUUGUAGAAAAUAUGGUCCUCUUAGAAUCAUGACUUGGGAUUGCUUUGGAAUUCAGAAGAAAAGGUUUGAUGUGAAUUUAGGCAAGCUUAUAGAGUUCCUUGUUCGUGGAGCCUUUGAAGGGCUGCUCCACAACUGUUCUGGUAGCUGAGACUUCCUGGGCUUGCCCUUGGAGGAACUGAUUAGAGCAUAGCAACGUCAUAAACUUUUAGAAUCUAUUCAGAACUGGAAGGGACCUUAGAGAUCCUUUUGUCUGUCCCUCUUUUUAGAGAUUACAAAUCAGACUGAGGGGCCCAGAGAACAGGGUGCCUUGCCCAAAGUCGCCUACAUAGUCAGGGUGGAGGUCAUAAAUUAAACCCAGGAGCUCUUUCUCCUUCACCAUGUGCUCCAAGACAGAGCUUAAAGGUUCUGGGAAAUGCUACAUUUACAUAAAAAUGACCUUGAAGGGAUUAAUUAGUGGAAGUCUUCAAAUAGCCACCAUUGAAAGGUGACCCACCAGCAUGUUCCAAUAGCUGUGGUUUUGCCAAUUCCACAAAGAACCAUUGCAACAAGUUAUUAGAAUAUAGACUUCCAAUUGAUCCCUUGUUUUGAAGUUAGGUUUUUUUUUUUUUGAUGGUCUAAAUGCUCUGAAUCUUAGGGACUGGUUUGAAGAACCAUUUUAAAAUUUACCUGUUGCUGUAGCCAAAAAAAUUUUGCCACCAGGUGGCCAGCCUAUGACUGCUAUUGCCUUUCUGUUACUUGGCUGGUCCUCAGAAAAUAUGUUUCUGCCUGAUGCAAACUUGGAGCCAUCCUCAAAGCCUGGGAGAACCUGCCAUAGUUUACAUUCAGUUUCAGUUGGCAAGGCUUUUGAAUUUGCCAGGGGUGGCAAAGUCCAUGCCUGGUAUGGCAUUUAUACUUAAGACUUGUUUGAAAUUCAGAAUUCAUACUGACUUUGUUAGAGUUGAGAAAUUCUGCAAAGAUGUUUGUAUACAUAUGUACGUUAGAGUUUAUUCAUGUUCUCCAAAUGGGCUCCCUUUUGCAUUCACCUAGCUAGCUCUCCUUCCCAAGAUCCAGUCGAUAUAGCCAGCUACCAUUCUGAAGCCUGAAGAUGAAAACUACUGUAGAAGUCCCUUUGAAGGACCACGUACAGUAUAUAUCAAUUAGAAGCCCAUGAGGAUUAGAAGGGAGAACAAGAAGAAUGAGAACUAGGAGAAAGAACUUUUGACCAAAAAAUCCUCAUUGUAUAGAAGCAAGAAUUUUAAAAAAUAAUCUCAAACACCCUAUAACAAGACAGAAAAUUUAAAUAUAAGUAAGCUAAACUUCAAAAAAAAAAUCAGUUUUGUGUCUUGAUGAAUCAGCCUUUUGCUGUUUAUAGCAAUUCUGAAAUUUUGAUAGCCAAACUGAGUUGGUUAUUCCUGGCUUGUGGAAGCAGUUAUGAAGAACAAGAUCAGGUUUUUAUUCCCAGAGCAGAGGGAAUCUCAUCACUAGAACUGCCUUAUCUCUGAGUGCCUUUGGAGUUGGGGCUGCUUUGGCAAAGAAUCCAGCAAGUCUCGGGUUUUGGUAGGUCCCUUUUAAUAGAUUAAAUAGCUGUAUUGAGAUAAAAGUUGGGUUCAUGGCAAGGAGAGCAUGUAGAGAUCAGAAAUGCUGGUUUCCAAAGCUUUCUCCUUGGUAGAGAGUCUGGUCUUAUGAAAGACUCGGAGACCAUUGGCCUGUAUCUUCUGCCACUUAUUCCCAUGCUCUUCCAGUGUCUCAUUGUGGACUGUGGAGGUGACCCUGGGUUAUCAGAGACUGCCCCCCAAGGGAACACGAGCUUUUAUAGGCCUUUCUCAGCUGGAAAGGAAGGCUUCAGGUAGAAGUUCAGAAAGAAGGGAUUCUGAUCUGAGUGCCAGCCUAAACCAAGUUCAGAGACCUUAUCACCAGAGGACUGACCACCAAGUGAUGAUUUUCCUUUUUGACCUUAACAGCCCAAAAAAACUAUCUGCCAAGACAUAGGGUGAGGGACCAUGACCUGCUUUGGUGGACAGAAGAACCAGAGUAAUGAGAGAAAAAUACUGAUUCUCGAAGUCAGAGUAUUUAUUAGUAGAAAGGACUACACCUACCAGCAGAAUUUCAGGCUUCUGCAGCCUUCAAGUAGCCACUUAAUCUAGGCACGGAAUAACAGAGGUGAAUGUCGGAGAUGAGCUGACCUUAUUUAACUUUUUUGUAGACCUACCUUGACCAUCUUGGGGAAAAGGUGUGGAGGCUGGAAAGGCUUUAGAAUUUAUUAGCCAGUAUCAUUUAUUAAGUAUGUACUAUGUGCCAGGCACUGGGCUAAGUACUGGGAAUACAAAUACAAAAACAGUCCAAGUCAAGCUGAAAGAUGGAAGGUGUCUUGGGUUCAAAUGUGGCCUCAGAUACUUCCUUUCUGUGUGACCCUGGGCAAGUCAUAACUUCCAUUGCCUAACCCUUACCACUCUUCUGCCUUGGAACCAAUAUAGCUAUUGAUUCUAAGAUGGAAAGUAAAGGUUAAAGAAAGAAAACAAAACAUGUCCUGCCCUCAAGGACCUUACAAGCUAACAGGUGAAGAUAACCCACAAAAGGAAGGUGCUGAAAAGACUGGGCGGGGGGAGAAAGGGAAAGUUAAAAAAUGUCUUUGUGAGAAUCUUCUAAAAAGGAAUAAAAAGAAAAAAACAGAUGGCACCAGCUAUAUAUGUCUUUUAUGGUGAUCAGUCAUAACAUGGCAGAAGAUGAGCUUGUCCAGGAGAAUUCCCAGGCCAGGUGUUUCCAGAUACAUCAUCUGUUUCCAGAUACAUCAUCAGACAAGGAUAUGGCCCAGUUUUAGUUGGAGUUCCCUCAGGGUUUGUUUUUCAGUGUUCAACCAUAUUCCCUUCACAAAAAGAAGGGAACCCUCCAUGACCAGGGAUUUUUUCAGGACCUUGAGGCGGGAGUGGUGAUUUCAAAACCAAGUAUCGCUGUAAGAUGGCACUAGGAAGUCAAUGCUGGAAUUCAUAGCUGGGGUUUGGGGGUGGGAUUCCUUUAAUAAAUGUUAAAAGGUAGGGCUUUAAUGGUUUUUAUACUGAGCAUGCAAAGGCCCCAAAGCAUAGGCCUACUCUCAUUUCCUAUUUUUCUCAUUUCUUCUCUUUCUAAACCGGAAACAGCCACAGUUGAGGGAGGAGAGGCGGUAUGGACAGUGAAAUCAGAAGUAGAAAGCUUUGUGUCAAGUCGAACAGGACUUGGGCAACAGGGCUUGUUUCUCCUUUAGAGCUUCUGUUAAAAAUAGAAGAGAUCCCCUCAGUUCCCAAAUUCAAUCACCCCCCUUGCCUAUCCCAGUGGUGAUUCUAUAGCUUAACAGGGUCCUGCUCCGAAAUUGCUUUGAAAAUUUUUAUUUACAUUAACAAUUCUCAUGUCUUAUUCCUGAGGAGUUUAUUCAUGAAACCCUCAAGUGUCAGGGCCUAGAGGAAAAUAUAAGAGUGGAUGUUAAAUGAGAGGACUAUGGUACUAAAAUACACUCUUACCCACUGCCAUCAGCAUUCAUUUUUUCUACUUGCCUCCAGACCCACAAACUGUUGGUCUUUCCAUGUCCCUGAUUCCAAGAGAUGGCUAAUGUUUAAUGGAAGUUUGUAAACUGCUACACACCCUCCUUUUCCCCAACCUUAUUCCAAACUCUUGUGGGUUGAGAAUAUCAAGGUCUUGACCUACCUCUCUAGGAAGAUGGAGAAAUUUUAGAUGGUGCCCAUCUGUCAGGCGAUGAUCUCAGGGGUUCCAGUCUUAUUCUCAGCUGAGUCUGCCACUGUGGGGGUUUAUAACCAGAAAUGGUUAUUAACAUCUUUUGUUUCAACCUCACCUUUUCCCAUUGUUGCUUUUCCAUCCCUUCCCAGACAACAAUCCUUUAUGUAACAAUUUUUAAAAGUGAAAAAACACCUAGUUCAGCAAAACUGACCAGCUCAUCAAAAAAAAGCCUCCAGUUAUCCCUGUAGUUCCACUUCUGCAAGGCCACAUUAGAUCUUUAAAGUAGGAUGCCAGAGCAGUUCAGCUAGCCAGCCAGGACUCCAGCCACAAUGCCAAGUGUGAGAGUCGGGUAAGCAGAAUUUGUGGUGUCUUAGGAUCCAAUAAGCUUCUUUCCCACUGAGAUCCUGAAACUAAGAAUAUUCUGGAGGAGGAGAGUGAGUUUUGGAAGACUAACAGGUAUUGUCUCUUUUGCACCACAUCCAAGUACACCACACCCUGUAAGCAGUGAAGGCCCAAGUGAGGGUCAUGUUCAGAAAUCAUCCACCCAGCACUUGUGAACAUCUGGCCCUAUCGCUGCGUGAUUUCCUUGCCCUGAAUCAUUUAAGAGUUAUCUGCCAUUCCUCUCUCUUGAGACCUCAAAACUUCCAUACUUUUUUGGUGAGGCCUAUUAAAUAAUUUUGGUAAGUAGAUACAUGUGGUGUGACUCUGCUUAUAUAAUUACCACUUCACCUCUUAGUGUGUCAGUCAACAGAUAUUUAUCAACUCACUGCUACAAAAGCUCUUGAACAGAAAGAGGAAACAAGCUUGUGAAAGGUGAUGGUAGAAAAAGCAGCCAUCAAGCCACUUCUGCCCACCUCCAGCUGGUGACUUUUUCCCCAUCACCAUACUCUGCUCACUUCCAGGAAGCCACAGAUAAUCCCCAGUUUCUUUUCAAACAAAUAAGGCUUCAGCCUUUGCCUUCCAAAGCUACCUGAUCAGUUUUGAACAUGUGGCAAAAAUGGUGGGAUCUGCCCACCUCCUUUCCCCUGCCCUCAUAUCUGUGGCAUGCAGAACAAAGAACUGAGAAGCCCAGCUUCAGGCUGAAUUAGCAGCAGCCAAUAUGGUACCUGCCAGGGAGAAUAGUUUCAGAACUGGCUUCUCCAAGUUUCUAGGAGGUCAGGGCUGUUCCUUUGCUUUGGAGCCUGGAAGCAGCUGCAGUUCAUUUUCAGUACUCUGUUUUGUUUGGAGAAGCUGGGUGUAUUGUGAAAGCUGAGACUGACCUAGGAAGGUGGUAAUAAUUUGUGCAUAUUUAGUGACAUAAGUGUUGGAACUCCAUAUGCUAUGAAUAUUUGUGGCUGUUAAACACACUAACAAAAUUUUAUUUACAGUAACUUAAUAUAUUGUGAACUUGUAAAUACUUUUGUUCUGUAAAGAAUGUAUAUAAAUCAAAUUUUAUGUAAAGUUUGUUUUUACUUUUUGUGAUUAAAAAUGCAUAUGUGGUAAAUGUU